Molecule: messenger RNA, 831 nt
Organism: Heterotrigona itama
Lineage: Eukaryota; Metazoa; Arthropoda; Insecta; Hymenoptera; Apidae
Source: the annotation of a GenBank genome assembly
AUGGGUAGAAAGCAAUGGUUAGAUACUUAUUGCAAAAAACUAGCUAGAGAUAGGAGUCCAGCCAUAAUUGACAUGAUUGGCUCAGUUAGAUCAAAAAUAUAUAGUAUUUUCAAAAUAAUUGAAAGAGAUAAUGAAAAGUAUAAAAUGGCCAAAGAACAUUACAAAAUAUUAUACGCUAAUCUUUCAAUUGAAGAUAGAAUUACAAUAUCUACUAUAGAAUUGUAUUUUACACUGAAAUUAGGUCAAGUAUGGAUAGAGGUUGCUAAAUACUUUGAACAGGUUGGUAUUACUCCUCUUGGUAUGGAUGGUCAAGCACUUUUUUUGAUGAAUCAACGUUAUUCUUUGUGGGGUGAAAUAAUAAAAGAAAGACAAGCGAGGAUAAUAAAAUCUGUAAAAAGGGAGGAAGAGAUAGAAGAAAAAGAUGAAUAUGCAAGAAUUCGUGAUUCAAAGCUUAUUUUAGCAUUAGAUGCAUUUGAUGAAUUAGAUUACGUACAUAGAACAACAAAUAGAUCAUAUAGGAUAAAGAAAAAAUAUGAACAAAUACAACAGGUUAAUUUAGCUUUAAAAUUUCCAUAUAAAUCAGAUGAUUCACAUUGUCAUAGGACAUUCCAAGAUAAACUAAUGGUUACGACUAUAUUUAAUCAACAUCAAACAGUGAGUACUGGUUUGACGUUAGAUCCACAUUUAAAUCAAAUGAAACUUGGGAGAAUUCACCUUAUUUCUCCUUGUGAUUCCUAUAUUUCUGAUACGACAUGCGAUUCUGAACUAUAUCCGGCUUCUUUAUCAAGCAUCUGUCUGUCCAAUAUAGAAAAGUUCCUAGAGAAUGAAUAA